Tigriopus californicus is the source of this 1030-nucleotide messenger RNA. RefSeq names its product protein psiD-like. NCBI's taxonomy places the organism in Eukaryota, Metazoa, Arthropoda, Copepoda, Harpacticoida, Harpacticidae. The coding region runs from base 57 to 941 and encodes 294 amino acids. Gene Ontology annotation, cellular component: extracellular region. The transcript has 2 exons. The record is from RefSeq and is a predicted model, not a curated record. Gene Ontology annotation, molecular function: chitin binding.
GUCUAAAGGGUAAAUCAACGCCUGUCUUCCGUGGAUCGUCGAGAGGGUUAGACGAAAUGACGAUUUCAAAGAGUUUGAUUCUGAUGGGUCUUUUGGCCUCGGUCUCGGCCUCCAACCCGUUUCAUCAGACCAAUGGCUUUGUUCCAGCUGAAAGGCGGGGACCGCAUGGUCUGAUCAAUGAGAAUCUGCCUGUGAUUGACGGUAAGUCUGGGGAUUCCGAUUGGCCUCCAAUCCAGGAACCCUGGAGAUGUUUGGAGAGUGACGGUACCCAAGGCAUUGAGAGCUUCAACGCCGCCAUUCGGUCGAUGAGUGGAAUCUCUAAAGCUAAUCCCGAUUGUCCAAUUGUCACACCGGAGAUUUGUGUGGCUGCCGACUUUUUCCCUGUGCCAUGUAAUUGUCACGCUUACGUGAGAUGCUUUCAAAUGGAUACCGAUGGACCCUUGAUGCCUUGCAUCUACAAGUGCGAACCAUAUGACUUGAUCUUCAGUCCCAAUGAGGGCGUAUGUGUCAACGAGGAUGAGGCACCCCCUGGAAUUUGCUUCGACACACCUCCCCCGCCCCCCGUAGAGUUUACUACUUUGAAACCCUUCAUGACACCAAGCACAAUGAGUACCACCACGACUCCAACCACAACUCCAACCACAACUCCAACCACAACUCCAACCACAACUCCAACCACAACUCCAACCACAACUCCGACCACAACUCCAACCACAACUCCGACCACAACUCCAAGUCUUCCUGUGGAUUGCACUUACGCUGGGCAGACCUUCCCGUAUCCUGGAGAUUGCCACAAAUAUUACAUUUGCCUCCCCAAUGAUGACAAUGGGUUUGACGUCGAGAUUUUCAACUGCAAUGAGAUGAUUUAUGAUCCAAACCAAGCAUCAUGUGCUUGGCCGGGUCAGGAUGCGGCGGAUUUGCUUUGCAAUGAGGGAUACUAAAAUGCAGUGGAUGUUUUCUGUACUGUAACUUACCGAUUGAUUAACUAAGAAGCCAUUUUAAAUACAAGGAGUCAUAGAAAGGAACUAAA